AUGGAGGAGAGCGGCGCGAGCGCGGCGGCCGUAGUCCCUCGGCUGUUGGCGGCGAAGGAGGAGUCCGGGAAAAGCUUCUCGGACAUCGCGGCCGAGACGGGGCUCACCAACGUUUACGUCGCGCAGCUGCUGCGCCGCCAGGCGCAGCUGAAGCCCGACAUGGCGCCCGCGUUCCGGGCGGCCGUCCCGGCGCUCACCGACGAGCUCGUGGAGCUCAUGAUGCGGCCGCCUUUCCGGUCCUACCACCCGGACAUCGUCCACGAGCCAGCCAUAUACAGAUUGAAUGAAGCUGUUAUGCAUUUUGGAGAGAGCAUCAAGGAGAUCAUCAAUGAGGAUUUUGGUGAUGGAAUCAUGUCGGCUAUAGACUUCUACUGUUCAGUUGACAAGAUUCAAGGGGCUGAUGGAAAAGAUCGUGUGGUGGUCACAUUUGAUGGGAAGUAUCUGCCUUACACCGAGCAGAGAUCUGAACAUAUGAUGUCAAGAUUGAACCGGAAUGCAUCUUGAGAUGGCUGGUGUUACGAAGAGGAUGUAUGUUCAUGGUGUAACACAUUGUGUGUUGCCUGAUUCUACUUUAGACUUGGAAAAAAAUGAAUAAUGGCUUUUCUGGCAUGAAUGACCGACAAAUAAACGAACUUUCUACAUGUAUGCAGAAUUAUUUGUUAAAAAUGUGGUUUAUAUCAUCAUUCUUCGCUCUGUUAAGUGAA
This is a messenger RNA of Triticum dicoccoides, 704 nucleotides long. RefSeq names its product cyanate hydratase-like. Gene Ontology annotation, molecular function: cyanate hydratase activity; DNA binding. Lineage: Eukaryota; Viridiplantae; Streptophyta; Magnoliopsida; Poales; Poaceae. The record is from RefSeq and is a predicted model, not a curated record. Bases 1 to 504 code for a protein of 167 amino acids. The transcript is spliced from 4 exons.